Messenger RNA from Syngnathus typhle (broad-nosed pipefish), 758 nucleotides. RefSeq names its product nuclear cap binding protein subunit 2 (gene ncbp2). The record is from RefSeq and is a predicted model, not a curated record. Gene Ontology annotation, molecular function: RNA cap binding. The transcript is spliced from 5 exons. Bases 87 to 566 code for a protein of 159 amino acids. Gene Ontology annotation, biological process: mRNA cis splicing, via spliceosome. Gene Ontology annotation, cellular component: nuclear cap binding complex. Lineage: Eukaryota; Metazoa; Chordata; Actinopteri; Syngnathiformes; Syngnathidae.
GCAUUAGAAGAAGAAGGCCUACGUAGUUGUCGUGCGACGCCAACAAAGAAGGAACAAUUCGUAUGUAGUCAGUCUGCUUCUCCACCAUGUCUGUGAAAUUGAAUGCUUUAAAUAGCGAUUCUUACACCGAUGUAGGCUCAUACAGAGACCAGCAUUUUAAGGGUAAGUGUCAUAUACAAGAGAAUCUGCUGAAAGCAAGCCACACGCUCUACGUGGGCAACCUCUCCUUCUACACCACAGAGGAGCAGGUUCACGAGCUCUUUUCUAAAAGUGGGGACGUCAAGCGCAUCAUCAUUGGUCUGGACAAAGUCAAGAAGACGGCCUGUGGCUUCUGCUUUGUCGAAUACUAUACGAGGGCAGAUGCGGAACAUGCUAUGCGCUUUAUAAAUGGCACACGCCUGGAUGACCGCAUGAUCAGGACAGACUGGGACACCGGCUUUAAGGAGGGAAGACAAUAUGGUCGCGGCAAGUCUGGAGGACAGGUGAGGGAUGAGUACAGGCAGGACUACGACCCGGCCAGAGGCGGUUAUGGAAAGUUGGCUCAGCAGCAAAGAGGGCCGCAGUAAUCCGUCUUGGGUUAGGGUUAGGGUGAUCCACCCCCUCCUCCAGUCAUUAUUUUUGAUGGAUCAGACUCGUUCUAUUUAAGUGCAGGAGGAAUAGCGUGCCAAUUAGAUGUUUUUCCACACCCAAAAUUUACCCGAAUGGAGGUGUUGUGUACACUAUAUAUAUUUUUUUUUUUAUAAAGCUCUAUCUUUCAA